Linum tenue is the source of this 648-nucleotide messenger RNA. The record is from the annotation of a GenBank genome assembly. NCBI's taxonomy places the organism in Eukaryota, Viridiplantae, Streptophyta, Magnoliopsida, Malpighiales, Linaceae.
CACCCCCAAACCCUUUCCUCUUCUUCUCAUCUUCUAUUCUUCUCCCAACCGCAGCUAGCUUCGUCUUUUCCUCUGCUCGCCUUGUCGUUGCUAACGAUUCAGACUUCAUCUUCGCCUUGUCGUUGCUGUCGCCUGUGUCGGCCCGCCCUUCAUCCCCUGCUCGCCUUGUCGUUGUUGUCACCCCGACCUUCAUCCAUCGUCUGCUUCUCUUCUAAUCGACAACAACUCUUCCAAGUCUCUAUCGUAUCCCCUGUGUCUCUCCUCGUCGCAAUUGCCUUUUCAUUUUCUGAGAGUGAGCAGUUGCCGCCGAUUUAAUACAUCCCACCCUUGGUCUGCUGGGUGUUCCUCCUCUGCCACUAUGCUCGCAUCAUUCACUAGUUUGGACUGAUGAUCAGUUAAAGAACAAGUUUAAUCAGUUGAGGGGAAAGCAAAGGGUUUUCAUGACCAUCAUUGUUGACGAAGGCCAACAAUGUGACAAAGAAGUCUAAGGAGUACAACUCAAACUCGGGUGAUGGAUAUUCGACGUGAUGAAAUAGUAGACAAGUUGUAGAAAUGACUUUCAAGCCGGAAUUAUUUGAUGUUUUCACUUAUUUGAUAUUUGAUAUUGUAGUUGUACUUCUUAAAAUAUUGGUUGACGUACUAGUGUUU